AAUGGAUGGCCAUAAUGUAUUUAUGGUGGCUAAAGUCACGAACCGGACUUUCGCCUUUCAACAAACGACAUAAGAAAAUUAAUAAUUCAACUUGCGAUUAAUUAUUAUGGACAUGUUCUGUAUUUGUUGAGAGGAGCCUCCUCCAACACUAUUAUCGUAUCCUUUCAUAAUGGGCUUUGAACUCAGGCACUCUUAUGCACAUCAUGUCAUGUCUUCGAUACUGGUUGGUUUGACACAGCAAAUUUAAACUAGAGGGCAUGAUGGAAUUCACUUCUGCUUUUGCUCCAAUCUCCUUUCAUGGCAAAGAAAUCCUAUGGCUAGCAUCUAUCUUCUCAGGCAUCAUCUUAUGUGUUCUUGUUUAUGCAUCAACUGCUAUUUUGAGUUCUUUGUUGUUCAACUGUUAUGGCAAAUUGAACAGUGUGGAGAAAAUAGAAUGGAAUAACAGGGGAUUCUCUACAUUUCACGCUCUUUUUGUAUCAUCUGCAUCUUUCUAUCUCCUGAUCUUAUCAGAUCUCUUCAAUGUGAAAUCACAUGACGACUUAGUUAUUACUAGAUCAUCAACAUUAUCAGAUACAGUAUUAGGGAUUUCUAUUGGUUAUUUUCUGACAGAUCUGGCCAUGAUUCUUUGGAAGUUUCCAGCUUUAGGGGGUAUUGAAUAUGUUCUACACCAUGGUCUAUCCAUAAGUUCUAUUACACUGUCUCUGCUAAGUGGUCAAGUUCAUAUCUACAUACUUAUGGUUCUUUUCUCAGAAAGCACUACUCCUUUUGUAAAUCUUAGAUGGUACUUGGAUCUUGCUGGUCUUAAGAGCUCCAAACUUUACAUUUGGAAUGGCGUUGCAUUGUUCUUCGGGUGGUUGGUUGCAAGGAUUUUCUUGUUCAUGUUCCUUUUUUACCACAUAGGGACCCAUUUAAAUGAGGUGAAGGAGGUCUUCCUUUUUGGAUUUUACACCUUGAUUAUGGUGCCUUCUGUGUUAGCAGUGUUGAACAUAUUUUGGUUCUGGAAGAUCGCAAAGGGUUUGGUUAAAACUCUCACAAAAGCAAAACACAGCAAGUGACCUGAUACAUGCUCAUUUUAUUUAACUUGUGGUGGAUUUGGUUAGAAGAGCAGUUCCACUGGCAUUGACAUCUGAGGAUGAUCCUGCAAGGGAGGAGUUAAAGAAGCUUGUGGAGAAGAAGGAAGAAAUUGAUUUGUUGGCACAUAAGCAGGUGCGGCGCA
Messenger RNA from Cajanus cajan (pigeon pea), 1216 nucleotides. RefSeq lists its product as uncharacterized. Gene Ontology annotation, cellular component: endoplasmic reticulum; membrane. Gene Ontology annotation, biological process: lipid homeostasis. Lineage: Eukaryota; Viridiplantae; Streptophyta; Magnoliopsida; Fabales; Fabaceae. The record is from RefSeq and is a predicted model, not a curated record.